AGUCUUGUGGUUACAUCCGUGUAGUCUACGUUCAGGGCGCAGCAGUACUGGCCGAGGCGAAAUUGGGAACGGUUAAUCGUUUGAGUUGUACGCGGUUCGAAGGAAAAAUGUAAAAUUUAUCAUUUUCUUGGCUGACAUUACUCUGAUACUGCUGCUGCCUUUUACCUACUGCCAGUUGAGUGGCCCUCUAUUGUUCAGGAAAAGUGCGGAAAAGGGUUCCUAAGUGCUAAUGUAGGGCUUUUAUUCGACUCGAGAGCCCGCUCCCAGUUCCAUUAUUGGAUUUUCCUGCUUGACCAAUUUUUCUCACACACACGCUGUUGAUUGCUUCCUCCCUCUAGAAUUUUUAAGUGUGUCCUUCAAACUAAAAGUAUAGUAAAAACGAAAUCAUCGAAAAGUGCUGCAAAAAUUUACGGUGCUCGAGGACGGCAAAGAAAACGGGAAAACCCACGGCUCAUGGCGAAAAUGUGUCCUCGUCGUCGUCGAAGAUGUCGCUGAAGGGCAAAGAAAAUUGAGUUGGUCUUGAGAAUUAGUCCGCAGUGGUUGUGUGUGUUGAGUUGGAAGGAAGAAGAAAGGAAAAAUUACCUUCAAGUGCUGGCUGCAUAAUGGAAUGUGUGUAAUGUGGAAUGCGAAAAAACGUAUAAUCAGAUUAGCAGUGGAAAGCUGUAGCUUAAUGCGGUUAUAAAACACCAAAUCUCCCUCUCAUCCAGGGAAGUCGGCGGCCUAGAGAAGCUUACACGUUUGACCAAACGGUGAGGUCUCUGCCGCUUGUGCGGUUCAUCCUUAAGGAUCAUCGAUUAAAGUGAAGGUGAUAAAAAGUGAAUGCUAGCAGCUUGGGAAAAAUUGAAGAAGAAAAAAGUGAUGAAGGAGUUGGCUUGGUGUUUACCUAUAUUGAUGGUUAGAAAGUGCUAGCUAUAAGAUAACAUAAUUGAAGAAAUGCUCGUGAUGAAUGUAUGGUGAAUUGCUUGUUAUGCAUCAACAACAAGAAGCAGAGCAAAAAAUGAUCUUUAAAAGUGACGCAAUGAACAAAAGAGUGCCGACACGGAAUUAAAACCCCGCGGAGGAUAAAAUCGUCACAAAAUGCCUGGUGGAAGGCGGGGGCUAGUUGCUCCACAAAACACAUUCCUAGAGAACAUCAUUCGUCGAUCAAACUCGCAACCGGACAGCUCGUUCCUGUUGGCAAAUGCUCAAAUAGUAGAUUUCCCGAUUGUUUACUGCAAUGAGGCCUUUUGUAAGAUUAGCGGCUACAACCGCGCUGAAGUUAUGCAGAAGUCGUGCAGAUGUGGCUUCAUGUAUGGUGAGCUGACAGAGAAGGAUACCGUUACGAGGGUAGAGUGCGCGUUGGAGCAUCAACAGCAUGACCAGUUUGAAGUUUUGCUCUACAAAAAGAACAAAACGCCACUUUGGCUUUUGCUACAAGUGGCCCCGAUCAGAAAUGAACGGGAUUUGGUGGUGCUGUUUUUGCUCACUUUUCGCGACAUAACGGCACUGAAGCAACCAAUUGACAGCGAGGACACCAAAGGAGGAUUGUCCAAGUUUGCCAAACUGGCCCGGUCCGUAACCAGAAGCCGUCAAUUCAGUGCGCACUUGCCUACCCUAAAGGAUCCUACCAAGCAAUCUAAUCUAGCUCAUAUGAUGUCAUUAAGUGCCGAUGUUAUGCCACAAUAUCGUCAGGAAGCGCCAAAAACACCGCCGCACAUAUUACUGCAUUAUUGUGCAUUUAAAGCAAUCUGGGAUUGGGUGAUACUGUGUUUAACAUUUUAUACUGCAAUCAUGGUACCAUACAAUGUAGCCUUCAAGAAUAAAACAUCCGAGGAUGUUUCGCUCUUAGUAGUUGACUCGAUAGUAGACGUAAUAUUUUUCAUAGAUAUUGUAUUAAAUUUCCAUACAACGUUCGUCGGUCCCGGAGGGGAGGUGGUUAGCGACCCGAAGGUUAUCCGCAUGAAUUAUUUAAAGUCUUGGUUCAUCAUUGAUUUGCUUAGCUGUCUGCCGUACGACGUCUUCAACGCCUUCGACCACGAUGAAGAUGGAAUCGGAUCAUUGUUCAGUGCAUUGAAAGUAGUUCGACUGUUGCGCUUGGGUCGUGUUGUUAGAAAAUUGGAUCGAUAUUUGGAGUACGGAGCCGCAAUGUUGAUACUCCUGUUGUGCUUUUACAUGUUGGUUGCUCAUUGGCUCGCGUGCAUCUGGUACUCGAUCGGACGGAGUGAUGCUGACAAUGGGGUUCAGUACAGCUGGUUGUGGAAGCUGGCAAACGUUACCCAAAGCCCGUACUCGUACAUUUGGUCCAACGAGUCUAAUGCACCAGAAUUGGUCAAUGGACCAUCGCGGAAAACGAUGUACGUUACAGCACUAUACUUCACGAUGACAUGCAUGACAUCGGUUGGAUUCGGAAAUGUGGCUGCCGAGACGGACAACGAGAAGGUAUUCACUAUCUGCAUGAUGAUAAUUGCAGCGCUUCUGUACGCCACCAUUUUCGGUCAUGUAACCACAAUCAUCCAGCAGAUGACAUCUGCCACCGCAAAGUACCACGACAUGUUGAACAACGUGCGGGAAUUCAUGAAGUUGCACGAAGUUCCUAAAGCGCUAAGCGAACGUGUGAUGGAUUACGUGGUGUCCACCUGGGCCAUGACCAAAGGAUUGGACACUGAUAAGGUUCUCAACUACUGUCCCAAAGAUAUGAAGGCAGACAUUUGUGUACAUCUGAACCGGAAGGUAUUCAACGAACAUCCUGCGUUCCGACUUGCAUCCGACGGUUGUUUACGGGCCUUGGCCAUGCACUUUUGCAUGUCUCACUCGGCACCAGGUGAUUUGCUGUAUCACACGGGCGAGAGCAUCGACAGCUUGUGCUUCAUUGUGACCGGAAGUCUGGAGGUGAUCCAGGACGACGAGGUUGUGGCCAUCCUUGGUAAGGGCGACGUCUUUGGUGACUCGUUCUGGAAGGAUUCCGCGGUGGGGCAAAGUGCGGCCAACGUGCGAGCGUUAACUUACUGUGAUUUACAUGCGAUAAAACGAGAUAAGCUUCUCGAAGUAUUAGAUUUUUAUCAAGCUUUUGCUAAUAGUUUUGCACGGAACCUAAUUUUAACGUAUAAUUUAAGACAUCGAUUGAUAUUCAGAAAAGUAGCAGAUGUUCGAAGAGAGAAAGAGCUGGCUGAGCGUCGUAAGAACGAACCGCAGUUGGGCUCAAGCCAAGAUCACCUGGUAAGAAAAAUAUUUUCAAAAUUUAGAAGAGCUCAGCAAAAUGCACAAGGAACAAAGGAACAAACUGGUUCCACUCAGAGCGACGUUGAGAAAGGAGACACUGAUACAGACAAAGGAAAGCUGCCAGCCAAGCUAACGCUAACCGAAGAUUCUCGCGUCCUUACAACCGUCCCAUCGCCAUCUCCAUCGCCGUCGCCCUCGUCUGGACCCCCGUCGGCGAAAGGGGCCCGAGCAAGCAAAUGGGGUCGUCUGCUCGGUAGUUCUAGUGUUGAUUCGGCCAGCGAUACAAGCACAAAGGUAGCCGUGUCUAGAAGCUUAAGUGCACGUGAAAGUUUGCGUGAAAGUGCACAAGUUAGAGCUAGUAGUAGCUCAAGUAGUAAUGGCGGUCAAGGCAAUAAGAUUUUCCCCAAAACUCCGAAACUCACACCAAAUCCGGCCACGUUGGCCCGGCAAGACACAAUUGACGAAGGUGGAGAGGCGGAUCAUGCUCCAAACCGAACUGAACGACCCAGCGUGGUGCACGUGGAGCGUGAAAGCUCCAAACCUCCAACCCUUGAACGGCAGCCCACCGAGAGGGAUCGUCUGUUGGACACGACGAGCGUCAACAGGGAUCGAGAGCGAGAGAGAGAACGGGAAAGGGAGCGAGAGCGAGAGAGAGACCGCCACAUGGAACGAAACCUGUCUCUCGAGCGGGAACGACAAAUAGAAAUGGCACAAUCCAGAGCUACGACAUCCGACACGUACGACACCGGUCUCCGGGAGCAGCCUUCAACCCUGGCACAGCGCGAUUUGAUUGCAACAGUAUUAGAUAUGAAGGUAGAUGUGCGCUUGGAGAUGCAACGCAUGGCACAAAAGAUGGCGAGGAUCGAGGAACUGCUCGGCGAUCUUCUUGGACGGAUACAGAUCGAUUCGUCUGGACAAAGCUCGCCUGGGGACAUGGCCGGUACCAGCAUGGUUCCAACUUCAACUGCAAACGCAAAUCCCUCCAGUUCCAGCAAUCCACCGGGAACCCUCCUGAAUUUGACCUCCACUACAUCCGGUGCAACUGGAACCACCACGUCCACGGUGACCGCCAUAAGUCCCGGUGGAAACGGUUUAGGACCAAUCUUACUGCGCAAACGACGUUCCAAAAGUCGAAAAGCGCCUGCACCACCAAGGCAGACUCCCGAACAGACCAGACUUCUCGAUGCGGAAGUACCAUCAUCCUCUACCCGGAAGCGCGAGUUCCUCUAGCCCCGGAUUCUGCUGCGUCAUCAAUCAGACAACACCGAAUAAACAGUGUUUUUUUUGUCCAGCUACUCUUUUCCACCUAAACGAGAUCUGUUUGAUGACGUCGUCAUUUCCCGUCGCUGUGUAGUAAUGUUUUGCUCAAAAGUGUAAAUAUUUUCAAAAAAAAUUUGCGGUCUGUUUUAUGCUUUUAGGAAAGACUUUCGAAUUUAUCUCAAGUUUAGCUGGUCCGACAAGAUGUUGUCUUGUCGAAACCCGAAUCUGUUUCCAAAUAUUCUACAAUGUCGAGAUGAGUACAUUGAAAUGACAAUAUUUGCGACACCGUCAUCAGGGGUGACAUUGGGUCUGAGGGGUGAGAUUGGGUCAUACAAAAAUGCUGAAAUUUGUAUGACCCAAUCUUACCCCCAGACCCAAUGUCACCCUUGAUAAAGGUAUUGAGUUUGGGUUUGGAGUGCCUUUGCUUUUCAUAUCAUGCUAAAUUUUUUCACCUUUCCAAAAUGGCUAAAGCCUAGUAUACAAUAGGAAACUUGCAGGAUCGCAGAUGCAAGCGCAAGUUCUAAACUCAAUGCCAAUGACAAUGCUGCGGUGUUGCGGUUUUGUACUAAAAUCGCAGACCGCAGGUUGCAAGUUCUAAAUUUUUAAAUUAAAUGAAAAUUUUCGCAGGAUUUCUGCGUUGCACUUCAAACGCAACCCAUUGCAGAUUCCCGCAGGAAAGUCUGCGUAUUUUGAACGAUUUUUCUCCAAUCCUGUCAUCGCGGCGCAGUGCAGGAUCGCAGCAGUUUCCCGAUGUAGAUCAGGCUUAAAACUAAAAUUCUAUUUCUAUGGGGUGUAGAGUUAGGUAGCUUUCUUGCGACGACACUGACUUCAAUUUUGUUUAUUCAAUAUUGUAUGCCCUCCAUAAGUAUAUGACUCUACAAACUCUGACUCCAAAACCAAGUCCCAAAAUCAAUAGAAACACAUCCUUUGGUAUUAAAAUGAGUUUUGAAGAAAAAUGCUUUUUUAAAUUCAAAUCGAUAUUACUAUAUUGUGUCAGCGAAUUGAAAAAUUAACAACUGCAAUACAUUUUUGGACAGUAUUUCGCAUUGACAAACGAAGAACAUAAAUAUUUCACUAAAAAUCUGAUCAUCAUGAUCGAAAAAUCUUACAGAAAAAUCAUCAAACCUAACCGUAACACACGUAACAGCAUUUUUAUACGACAAAAUUAUUAACUGAAUCUUCCUAAUCACUUUGAUAAACUUUUCACAUCUAUUUGCUUUAGUAUUAUUGAUCAAUUCUAACGGGAAUUGUACUUAGAUUAUGAACAAACAUCACUUGAAUUAUUUACCACAGACAAACAGAUAGAUUAUAUGUUCCGAAUGAUGUAAUCUCAAUGAUCAACGCUAAACUGCUGAUCAGUGUAAGGGGCAAUCAUUACAUUCUCGAUAUAAGCCGUAUUUGUACACGAUUUUUAAAAUAUUUAAUAUAAUAAUCAACCUUAAGUUCUAUUCCAGCACAGCCAUAAAUGCUUUGGAAUCAAAACAUUAUUUUAAUCCUCUGGAGACUGAUUUCGUAACAAUCAUUUCAUAAGCUUGCAACCGUUUGCAUUAGUUUGAGUUUUUAUACAACAGACGUUUCGAACUUUCUACAAAUAAAUCAAAAUGCUUAAAAUUCGAUAACGAAAUUUAGUUUAGCGUGUAGGGGUUGAAAAUGGUUUCGGUGCUCUUCUGAUACGGUGGAGAGGACUUGGAAUGAGUAUAAAAUAAAUGUACUUGAUUUGCGUAGUUGAUGACGAGAUGUGUACAUAAAGACUUUUAUAGAAAAAUCGCGAUAGGAACGGAUAACAAGUAACAGUUUUUAAACUCGAAAUCUUUGAGCGUAUUAAUGCGGGUGACGGUAGGAUAAUAUUUGUUUUUUACUCUCGAUAGCAAACACGUGUGAUAGUAUUUUAACGUCUUUUAGUUGGUUUUCAAUUGUCAAUAAUCGAAUGCAACCGCAGUGAUAUAAAAGAAAAAAAAUCAUGCUACUAACUUUAGUUGCAACUUAGGCUAAACAAAUUUUAGUAAUAAAAUUGGAAUUACAAACGCAGAUAUAGACAUUUUGAAUUUCACAACGCGUAGUUUAAAACCAAGUUUAAUGAUCGUAAGAAAACGAUCUCUUGUUUGUAAAAAAAAACUACUUCGCCUUAAACCGCUGAUCGGUUACAUGCACUGCAUAAUCAAUCAUUGUUAUAAAAAUAACACACUUGCGUAGUGAACUCUUCAUACAAUUAUAACAUGAUACGUUCUAAACUGAUCGAAAGAGAGGAUUCCUAAAUCUGAUAAGCGAUGGAAAAUAUAAGAAGUUAGUGUAAGCCUUGAAUCAUUGUAUUUAGUAACAAGAGAGAAAUUAAUUUCGUAGAAUCUAGUUCAUUCGCUCAAUAAAUUAACUUCACUUAAAAAAUAGUAUCAAGUAUAAGAAAACUUAUUUCCAAUCAAAUUUCAGUAGUUGUAUGAGUUCAUUAAUUGCGUUCAGUUUAGAUGAGAAAUAUUGGAAAACUUUAUUCUGCAUAAAAAUUAUUUAAUAUCUGAAAUAACGUUCGUUUGUAUCAUACAACAAACUUCACGUUCAUUAAACCAUCUUGUACAAAAUGAAAUAAACAUGAUGAUUGCCAGGCAAAACAUAAUAGGGCAAUGCUAAAAGUAGAUCAAAGCUAUAGGUAAUUAUAUAAAAAAAAAAUCACAAAACAUGUUGAUGUAUAUAACACGAGAACACAUUAUACAAGUAUAUAUAUUAACAAAAAACUGAACAAUUCUAAAUAAAAGCAGUGACACAAAAUUGCAACCAAAAA
Culex pipiens pallens (northern house mosquito) is the source of this 7228-nucleotide messenger RNA. RefSeq names its product potassium voltage-gated channel protein eag (gene eag). Gene Ontology annotation, molecular function: voltage-gated potassium channel activity. Gene Ontology annotation, biological process: regulation of membrane potential; potassium ion transmembrane transport. The record is from RefSeq and is a predicted model, not a curated record. NCBI's taxonomy places the organism in Eukaryota, Metazoa, Arthropoda, Insecta, Diptera, Culicidae. The transcript has 18 exons. Gene Ontology annotation, cellular component: membrane. The coding region runs from base 1078 to 4428 and encodes 1116 amino acids.